AUGGAGUUGCGGCACCAAGGUUUUGUUCGCGGUUUCGCCCGCGGCUUUGCCCUCGCUAUGCUCGACAAGCUUGCCAACAGCAACGCUGCGAGCACAGCGACGGCAGGUCGGCCGGUCAAGGAGGGCGGCGCGUUCUCCGCCGAGAUGGGCCAGCUGCACCUGGAGAAGCGCUGCCGGCCGUGCGUGGCCUUUGCCUUGAAGCCGGAGGGCUGCUGGAAGGGCGACAGCUGUUCCUAUUGCCAUUUCUGCAGCCGCGAGGAGGCGAAGUCUCGCCGGCAGCAGCUCCAGCUGGAGGCCAGGAGCUCGCGCCGGGCAAACCUCCGAGCGAAGCCCAGCGAGGCGAACGCGAAUCUCGGGGUCCAAGAAAUCCGCUUUGCCGGCAGCGGGCUCACCACGUCCUUCUGGCUCUGAUGGGUCUUUUGAGUGGCAGAGAACUGGGAUUCCAAGCAAAAACAGGUUUUUCG
Molecule: messenger RNA, 464 nt
Organism: Effrenium voratum
Lineage: Eukaryota; Dinophyceae; Suessiales; Symbiodiniaceae
Source: the annotation of a GenBank genome assembly